AAAAAGAAGCCUAUCUUUUUGUUUGAGAUGUGUGAUUGAAGUGAAGAGUUGAUCCUCAGAGAAGUGGAGAGCGCAUGGUGUGCGCUUGAUGUGACCCGCUUUUGGAUGCGGUUAUUAGAUGAAGGAGGGGGCAUCCGCGCUCGCUUUAGGUGUGAAGAAAAGAAACUGGUCGCUCAGUGGAAAGUGAACUGCACUUUGGAAUGACACUGAAUGCUUCAGAGCGGAAGGGGAAAUGGCUUUCUCUCGGAUUUCAGGAUAUCUGAUGAUCACUGAUACAGUCCACACGGACGCGCAGUUUUCCCAGGUCGCUUCUUCACUCCAUCAGUCUCUGCUACAGAAAUGAUUCAGCGACUAACCCAUUUUGGACCAUGUGGAGUAUGAUGAGAAUGAAUUGCGUUUUAUUUCUGUCUCUUCUUUUGCUUUGUGCGACGGCCAGUAAUAUAUAUGAGAGGUCGCUGGUUCCCAGGGCUGCGACCCGCUCAGUGGCUAGAAUGGAUGGCGAUAUCAUCAUUGGUGCCCUGUUUUCUGUCCAUCACCAGCCAUCGGCUGAGAACGUGGCUGAGAGAACAUGUGGUGAGAUCAGAGAGCAGUAUGGCAUUCAGCGAGUGGAAGCCAUGUUUCAUACUCUGGACAGAAUUAAUGCUGACCCAAACCUUCUGCCCAACAUUACUUUGGGCUGCGAGAUCAGGGACUCAUGCUGGCACUCGUCAGUGGCAUUGGAGCAGAGCAUUGAGUUUAUAAGAGACUCCCUUAUUUCACUGCGUGAGGAUGGGGAUGGGUCAAAGUGGUGCAUUGAUGGGACUCCGUCCAGUCAGCCACUUGCCACUAAGAAGCCCAUUGCAGGUGUGAUUGGACCUGGAUCAAGCUCAGUGGCCAUUCAAGUUCAAAACCUGCUGCAGCUGUUCAACAUCCCCCAAAUUGCCUACUCAGCCACUAGCAUUGAUCUGAGUGAUAAAACCCUCUAUAAGUACUUCCUCAGGGUUGUGCCCUCUGACACUCUUCAAGCCAGGGCCCUUUUGGACAUUGUUAAACGGUAUAACUGGACGUACGUGUCAGCUGUUCACACUGAAGGAAACUAUGGUGAGAGUGGUAUGGAGGCCUUUAAGGAGCUGGCAUCUCAGGAGGGUUUGUGUAUUGCCCACUCUGACAAGAUCUACAGCAAUGCUGGUGAGAAACACUUUGACAGGCUACUGAGGAAGCUGAGGGAGCGGCUGCCCAAAGCCCGAGUGGUGGUGUGUUUCUGUGAGGGGAUGACAGUGCGUGGCCUCCUUAUGGCCAUGAGGCGCUUAGGGGUGGCUGGAGAAUUCCUCCUUAUUGGAAGUGAUGGCUGGGCAGACAGAGAUGAGGUGGUGGAGGGCUAUGAGCAGGAAGCUGUGGGUGGCAUCACCAUGAAGCUCCAGACCGAGGAGGUCACAUCCUUUGAUAAUUAUUACUUGAAGCUGCGCCUGAAUACGAACACCAGGAACCCAUGGUUUGCUGAGUUCUGGCAACACCGCUUCCAAUGUCGCAUCCCAGGGCACCCACAGGAGAACAAGAACUACAUGAAGAACUGCUCAGGUUACGAGAGUCUAGAGGAGAACUAUGUACAAGACAGUAAGAUGGGAUUCGUCAUCAAUGCCAUCUAUGCCAUGGCUCAUGGCCUCCAUGACAUGCAUGAGCACAUGUGUCCUGGCUACGUGGGUCUUUGUGAGGCCAUGGAUCCCAUUGAUGGCAGCAAACUGCUGGAGUUUCUGCUCAAGACCUCCUUCACUGGAGUGUCUGGUGAGGACGUGUGGUUUGAUGAAAAUGGGGAUUCACCAGGCAGGUAUGAUAUAAUGAAUCUGCAGUAUGUGGAGCCUGGUGUGUAUGACUACAUCAAUGUGGGAUCAUGGCAUGAGGGCAUCCUGAGCAUUGAUGAUUAUAUGAUCCAGAUGAACCGGAGUGAGAUGGUCCGCUCAGUCUGCAGUGAGCCCUGCUCUAAAGGGGAGAUCAAGGUCAUUCGGAAGGGGGAGGUGAGCUGCUGCUGGAUCUGCACUGCCUGUAAAGAUAAUGAAUACGUCCAGGAUGAGUUCACCUGCAAGGCGUGUGAGCUGGGCUGGUGGCCUGAUAAAGAGCUGCAAGGCUGUGAGCCACUUCCCCUGCAUUAUUUGAAGUGGAGUCAUCCUGAAUCCAUCGUUGCAGUGGUCUUCUCUUGUCUGGGCAUCCUAGUGACCAGUUUCGUCACUUUUGUCUUCAUUCUGUACAGAGACACACCUGUGGUCAAAUCCUCAAGCCGAGAGCUCUGCUAUAUCAUCCUAGCUGGCAUCUUCCUGGGUUAUAUCUGCCCCUUUACGCUCAUAGCCAAGCCCACAGUGGCCUCCUGCUAUCUACAACGCCUCUUGGUGGGCCUCUCAGCCUCCAUGUGCUAUUCAGCUCUGGUCACUAAGACCAACCGCAUCGCCCGCAUCCUGGCUGGCAGCAAGAAGAAAAUCUGCACACGCAAACCGCGCUUCAUGAGUGCCUGGGCUCAGGUGGUCAUUGCAUUCGUCCUGAUCAGUUUACAGCUCAUGCUGGAGGUCACGCUGAUCAUUCUGGAGCCCCCAUCACCAAUCAAGUCCUAUCCGAGCAUCAGGGAGGUCUAUCUCAUCUGUAACACCAGCAACAUGGGCAUGGUCGCGCCGCUUGGCUACAAUGGGCUUCUUAUUCUCAGCUGCACCUACUAUGCUUUCAAAACCCGCAAUGUGCCGGCCAACUUCAAUGAGGCCAAGUACAUCGCCUUCACCAUGUACACCACGUGCAUCAUCUGGCUCGCUUUUGUGCCCAUCUACUUUGGCUCCAACUACAAAAUCAUCACUACAUCAUUCUCUGUAAGCCUAAGUGUGACUGUGGCCCUGGGCUGCAUGUUCACCCCAAAGAUGUACAUCAUCAUUGCUAAACCAGAGAGAAAUGUGCGCAGCGCCUUCACCACCUCAGAUGUGGUGCGCAUGCAUGUAGGUGAUGGCAAAAUCGCCUGCAGGAGCAACAGCCUUCUCAACAUGCUAAAACGCAAAAAGGACGCCUCUGGAAAUGCAAAUUCUAAUGGCAAGUCUGUGUCAUGGUCUGAACCAGGUUCAAGACAGCCUCCGAAAGGAGAACACAUGUGGCACAGACUGUCUGUGCAUGUGAAGAGGCAGGAGGCCGGAUCCAAUCAGACAGCUGUCAUCAAACCUCUAACUAAUACCUACCAUGACACAGGCCUGGAAUUCACAGACCUGAGCACCAAGACUCUGUACAAUGUAGCCGAGGAGGACGAGGGUGAGCCAGUCAGAUAUAAUCCUCCGGUCAGCCCUCUUCUGACUGCUCACAGGUAUUCACCUGGCAGCGAGCCUGUGAAGGAAAUGAGCACAAACCAGGAAUUUUAUACUCCGGAGCAACACUUGCCACAGAAAAGCGUCCUCCCCCAGCAGGUUAUUGCAGACCACUUUCAGAACGUUCCGGCUAAGUUGAAUUCCAGCAUGUCUGAUCUGGAUGAUAUUAUUAGUUUACCUGAACCAGAAAGUGGAGUGAUGCCACCAUAUCGACCCCUCAUUCUGCAGACACAGCAGGUUUCACCCAUGCAGCUGAGUCCUUACUCAAAGAAACCAGACACUCUUUUGGAGGAGGAGGAAUUGGAGAACGAGCAGUUUGGUCUCCUUCAUGGCUACAUGUACAACAAUGCACAAAUCCAUGAUGAUGAGGAGCUGGUGCAGAUUAAACUAGCAGUGGAGGACUCGCUGGCUCUAAUGCCACCCUCUCCUUUCCGGGACUUGGUGGGUUCAGGCAACCCCAUUCCCAACUCCCCGGUGUCUGAGUCCAUCUUAUGCACCCCACCAAAUGUGACGUAUGCGUCUGUCAUCCUCAGAGACUACAAACAAAGCUCCUCUACCCUGUGAAUGAAGGAAAAACUUGAAACAUUACAUACUUGUAAAUUAUCUGUUUUCUCAGCAUUUGAGAAACUGACACAGGCUGCCAGUAAAUACAUUAUCACUUCAUUAGGCUAACACAUUUUCCACUAUUUGCCCAUGUUUAAUUUUAACCAAUUAUUAAAAGGACUCUCAUGAAUAUAUACCAGUGUAGCAGUAAAUAAUGAUUUAAGCAUUACUCAUGAAAUGGCAAAAUACUAGAAUGUAGAAGAUGAGAAUGAAAUAAUAAACUUUUCUAAGUUGAGAUGUAAAACUAUGCCAUAUCAUAUUUUUAAGACAGCAUACGCUUUCUUGAAUAUUUUAGAAUAAACAUACAUAGUAAUCUAGUUAUAAAUAGACAUAUACAUAUUUAAAUAUAUAAGAUGCCUGUUAAAAUGUAGCAAAAAUGGAUCAUGUUUAACUGCCAAUGUCAAAGUCAAUGUGAAGUCGUCAAGGUAUGUCAAGGUAUUUUUAUAGUUGUAUUUUUAAUGUACACUUUUAUGUGGGAGCUGUGUGUUUACAGUAACUGUACAUAUUAAGUUAGAUGUUAUUUAUUAAAUUAUUUUUCACGAAUAAUUGUAGAACAAAUCCAUAUGUGAUACUUUAGAUCAAAAACUUGACUUAAAUGGUCAUAACCUCGCUAUAGACAGAAAUCCUGUCAAUUUCAAACAUUGUAUUUUGAAGUCUGACUUCCAUAUUUGCAAGUUUAUUGCUUCCGAAUAGAGCUUUUUUCUUAUAAGUUGCUGUGCAAUUCUGUUCAGCAUCUCUUUUUUAUUUAAUACAUCAUGUGCUUUACAUACAGUCACUAUAUUAUACAGUACAUAAAAUAAGCACUUCUGCUCAGCAGAGCCACCGACGGCAUUUUCUCCAGAAUGUAGCUUUAAUCAAAUCUGUAUAGAUGUUCAGCAUUAGCUGCAUGUCUGGUGUUUCAUAGAGUAUAGAAUAUAUAUGUAUAUAUAUACGUUUUGACCAUUUAAGUCAUAUGAGUACUGAUUAACAUUGUUUUAAAAUGUUACAUAAAUGAAUAAUACUGUCUAGUAUUUGGGUAAAUGUUCGAUAAGUAUUUAAGAUUAUUAUUAGUGUAUAAUAGGAAGUUAUUCUCUGAAUCAGUGCAAUAUUGUUCACUCUCAGCCUGCCACACUUAAAUUCACAUGUAAAGCCAAUCAUGCUAACUCCUGCCAGUAAAAGAGACAACCUCAUAGUCAUGUCAGAACCCACACCCUCCAUCCACACCUCCCUUUAUAGACACAGACACACAGUACGAUGGUAUCAGGAAGUAGCACAGUGGUCCAGGAAGUGCUGGUGUUUCAUAUCUGUAGCAAACUCAGUAGUACAAUUUUGCUAAAUUCGACCUUUUCUUGUCUCUGGGGUUGUACACUCAUGGGAAUGUUUUGUACCUUAAUAUGCAUGUUUCACCUGGAAACGUGGAUGUAGUGCAUCUAUAAAAAUGCUUUAAGGUACAUAAAUGGACCGUGAUUAGCUUUAAGGGUAAAGCUUUAUAGGGACACUACAUGCAGUUAAAAGAUACAUACUAAAGAUAAGCUGUACCCUUGAGGCUACCACCCAAGCGACCAGGAAAAGUAGAGUUAAUAUUCUUUUUUUUUCCUAUAUCUAAGUGAAUGGACAAAAGCAGCAAAGCAAAGCAUCAAUUUUCAUCAAUUUUCAAGCCCUGCAAAUCUCUCAGGUUUCUCUAGCCCCGGAAAGCAACAAGGCAAUUUACUCCUAUUUCCUGUUGCUUGGUCCUAUUGCUAACUGCUUGCUUCCUUUUCUGCUGCACUCAUAAUUUUUGGCAGCAUUUUGGUUGAACUUCAUUCUUUUCGGCCUAGACAUUCAUGCUGGACAGAGACUUCUUUUUCAGUGCAUCUAUUUUAGUGAUAGAGAUCAAUAUGUAAAGGCGGUUCUUGUUUAAAAAUUGAUUACAGCAUCUUUAAAAUAUAAAAAAAGAACAGUAUUGAAAGACAUACUGACUAUGAAGAUGGAUUUAAGGGUUAGCAUGGUACUGUUUAAGGUAAUGAUCUUAAGUCAGGUCUAUUAAACGUUUACCUCAAAGUUAGCUCACUAACCCAUAAAUCCAGCUUUGUAGUAGAGGUUAUCUGUCUUCCUGUUACACUGUAUGUAUUAAGCUUAUAUAUUUCUUCACAUAGCUAACAUAAGGACUGUAUAUUUGAGAUUUGUUUAGUUGAAACCAUGUAAGAACAUGUUUUAUUAGUUAUAAUACAUUAAAUACUAUAUGUUUUUGUAAACAAGUUUUCAGGGUUGCUGUUG
Messenger RNA from Pangasianodon hypophthalmus (striped catfish), 6143 nucleotides. It is a transcript of the gene grm1b, whose product is annotated as glutamate receptor, metabotropic 1b. Bases 369 to 3869 code for a protein of 1166 amino acids. NCBI's taxonomy places the organism in Eukaryota, Metazoa, Chordata, Actinopteri, Siluriformes, Pangasiidae. Gene Ontology annotation, molecular function: adenylate cyclase inhibiting G protein-coupled glutamate receptor activity; G protein-coupled receptor activity involved in regulation of postsynaptic membrane potential. Gene Ontology annotation, cellular component: postsynaptic density membrane. Gene Ontology annotation, biological process: G protein-coupled glutamate receptor signaling pathway; regulation of synaptic transmission, glutamatergic. The record is from RefSeq and is a predicted model, not a curated record. The transcript is spliced from 9 exons.